Messenger RNA from Staurois parvus, 400 nucleotides. The record is from the annotation of a GenBank genome assembly. NCBI's taxonomy places the organism in Eukaryota, Metazoa, Chordata, Amphibia, Anura, Ranidae.
GGGGAUUGGAACACACCUGAAUCACAUGAUAUGGAGGGGAUUGGAACACCUGAAUCCCAUGAUAUGGAGGGGAUUGGAACACCUGAAUCCCAUGAUAUGGAGGGGAUUGGAACACCUGAAUCACAUGAUUGGAGGGGAUUGGAACACCUGAAUCCCAUGAUAUGGAGGGGAUUGGAACACCUGAAUCCCAUGAUAUGGAGGGGAUUGGAACACCUGAAUCCCAUGAUUGGAGGGGAUUGGAACACCUGAAUCCCAUGAUAUGGAGGGGAUUGGAACACCUGAAUCACAUGAUAUGGAGGGGAUUGGAACACGUCUGAAUCCACAUGAUAUGGAGGGGAUUGGAACACCUGAAUCCCAUGAUAUGGAGGGGAUUGGAACACCUGAAUCCAUGAUAUGGAGG